AUGCUUGGAAAUAUUCUUAAUCCCCUUGAAAUUUCAGCUUGCAUGCCUGAUUUUGAGUACCAUCCACAGUCUACCAUUCUGGGAUUUAUCAUUAACCAUUUAUUUUCUCUGUUGCCCAAGAAAAUUAAAAUGUAAUUUAAGUUUUAUUUUUUAGUUAUCUACUUAUCAAUAACACUACUAUCAUUGAAAUUGUGUAUUGCAGCAAAUAGCUGUAUUACCACAAGAUAUAAAAUUUGUUUAUGAUUUAUGGUAGAUAAAAUAAAUAAAUAAUAAAUGAUAGAUCAGAUCUUUUCUAUGCAUAGUUAUUAGGCUCCUCACUUUGGCAUAGGAUUAUAAUUCCAACUUUAUUCGCAACUGCUAGACUUCUCUUGAGAAGUAAAUCUAAGUAGGAUGAGUUCCUCAAUUAAAUCAAUCCUUUUUACUUUAAAGGUUUUUUCCUGAGCUUAUUCUUUUAACAAAAAGUUCCUUCAUAAGUAACUAUUUGUCAGGAUCAGAGUGGAUGGAAAUUAUAAAUGGCAAAAUUGCCAGUGAAAUAACUAGAAGUUAAUAUGGGUCGAGCAGAACUUAAGAUUAAUUGGGUAGUCUUAGACGUCCGGUUUUAAGACGAUGUGAAGAUUUUGAAGGUGAAAAAAAUAUAUGACUCUGAAGAAUUUAAAUUGAUUAUGACCUAGACUUCUAGCAUUAGUAAGCAUAGACUCCACAGCCAAAGUCAAAUUAUUGUAAAUCCUCCAUAUUCAUGGAUUGGCCUUACUAGGGAUCCUCUUUCAAUUUUUGUUAUUCUAACGAAUGUAUUUUUACUCAUUUUUCCUUUCCUUAUAUUAUUGGUUUCAUAUCAAUAUGCCAUUUAUAAAUAAUUAAAUUUUGAAAUAGGUAAAGGUCAAAACUCAAAUUUUAUGCUUGUUUGGUAGCUAUAUUAUCACUUCAAGUACAUCCUUGAUUAAAUUUAGAUUGCAUAUUUAAGAAUCAAAAAAAAUGAUUCAUUUGGACAAUCCGACUCAACCCCCAUUUAUCAGAUGA
This is a messenger RNA of Paramecium primaurelia, 1017 nucleotides long. The record is from the annotation of a GenBank genome assembly. NCBI's taxonomy places the organism in Eukaryota, Ciliophora, Oligohymenophorea, Peniculida, Parameciidae.